Molecule: messenger RNA, 1884 nt
Organism: Linnemannia hyalina
Lineage: Eukaryota; Fungi; Mortierellomycota; Mortierellomycetes; Mortierellales; Mortierellaceae
Source: the annotation of a GenBank genome assembly
AUGCAGUACGUUCAGCUUACAAUCGAGCUCAUCACCAAGGCCUUCGAGACAUUUUCUUCUAAGAAGGGAGUGGAGUUUACCAAGAAAGAUGCAAAUAAGAUCUUUAAGGCGCUUGAUGAGGAUGAGGGAGUAGAGAGAUACUACUUUUGUGGUGCAAAGUGCACCAAGUCCAAGCGCAAAUGCAUGAAGGAAGUUGAUGAUGAAGGCAUGCAUUGUUAUGUCCACGAUCCUGCGCGCAAGUGUCAAGGCACAACCAUUAAGGGCGCUAAUUGUGGUAGUGUAGCCAAACUUGGUGAAACAUACUGUGGACGUCAUCGAGAGCAGCAUAAAGGUCAUAUGAAAAGCAGUAACAAUAAGGCACCUGCCAACAAGCGUACCAAGUCUUCCAAGAUAACCAAGAAGACACAUACUCCUGAGUUUGUCCCUUCAGAUGAUGAUAUGACUUCCGAGGAUGAAGAACCAAAGAAGCGAAAGAGAAACAAGCAGGAGUCAUCGGAUGAGGAGCCGUCCGAUGAUGAUGAAGAAGAUAUAAUUGCCGUCUCCUUUCCGUUGAGUCCAAAGAUGGGACUCCAAGAGGCAACUCCUGCUGAUGUAGAAAAAAUAGAAGAGUCUUCUGCUGAUGAGAAUUCUGACGAUGAUACAGAUGAUGGUGAUACGUCUGAUGAUGCUGGCUCUGACGAUGAUUCCCCUGAUGAUAAAGACUCUGAUGAUGGCAAGUCCAAUAACAGACCUGAUGUAGAAUCUGGAGAUGAUACCUCUAAGGAUAACCCUGAUGAAAAACUAUCUCAUAAAAAAUCAGAGAAAGACAUAGCACGUGCGAAGGACAGAGGAUGGAUGAUUCAUCCUAAUAACGACAUGCUUGAGUAUGCAACUAAGUUUACGAUGAAUGGCAAGUACAUUGUCAGGCUAUCUGGAAAGAAUACAUACGUUGGCCUGUUUACGCUUGAUGCUCUGCGCGGUGUCGGUGAUGUUCCAGAGUUGGAUAUCUUGGAACGCUCCAUGCUUAGCAAGAUGAAACUUCAACCAUUGUCUGAUGAAGAGAGAAAGACGCUUUUCAACGAGGAGAUCGAAGUAGAAGAAGAAGUACCAGUAGAAGGACCAACAGAUAAAUCCAAGGUGAUAUGGAAAAAACUUAACAAGUACUUGGAAUAUUCCGAGAAUGUACUUGUAAAUGGAAUGCACAUUCUCAAGAUGCGCAAAAAAGACACUGUAAUCGGCUUGAUGACUGAUGACCAUAUUGCUGCAGAGAAUGUAGAGUGUCAUUCUCUUAGCCAGAAGGAAAAAGAGAAGUUGUUUGCUAUGGGAUUUAAACCGCAUGAGCAUAAGCAAAGCUUGCCACAGAAAGAUGAGAGCACAUGUGAGGAUGAUAAAGAUGCUGAGGGCGAUAAAGAUGCUGAGGAUGACAAAGAUGCGGUGGGUGAUAAAGAUGCUGAAGAUGACAAAGAUGCUGAGGGUGAUAACGAUGCUGAAGAUGAUAAAGAUGCUGAGGAUGAUAAAGAUGCUGAGGAUGUUAUGUGGAAAAGUUUCCGCUCUCAGAUAGAAGCCGAAUUUGGAGAUCUUGGAGCAACCUUUGAGAAGCACAACAAUAGGAAACCAGUGUUGAAGAUGGUGGCACUACUGCAGUUAAAUCUGGAACCCAUUCAUAGUGCCUGGAUUAGAGAUGGCUUCGACUUUCCAUAUGCCAAUGGUGCAAUGGAACAAAUCUUGGAUUAUAUUCCAGUGGAUGAGAUGUUGCAUGAUGCACGAGAUAUAACAAAGUUACAAGAGCAGUUCUUGGAGAUGACUACUAUGGAUGUCGAGGAUAAACAACGGGAAGAGCCGACUAAUAAGCGACGUGAAAUUUUUGCAGGAGUGGAGAUUCCAUCAUAUAAGCGUACAAAGUAA